Molecule: messenger RNA, 2315 nt
Organism: Silurus meridionalis
Lineage: Eukaryota; Metazoa; Chordata; Actinopteri; Siluriformes; Siluridae
Gene: cmpk2
Product: cytidine monophosphate (UMP-CMP) kinase 2, mitochondrial
Exons: 5
Coding region: 76-1335 (419 amino acids)
Biological process (GO): dTDP biosynthetic process; dTTP biosynthetic process; dUDP biosynthetic process
Cellular component (GO): mitochondrion; cytoplasm
Molecular function (GO): dTMP kinase activity
Source: RefSeq, a predicted model, not a curated record
CGCUCUUUGGCUCAGUAAUAAAACUGCGCUAGUGCAAGGAAGUUCACACUGCACUUUAAACCUACAGGCUGCACAAUGGCGAGCAGAUCCAUAUCCCGUUUAGCACAGUGGUGCUCCCGAAUAUUUAUGGUGGAAAUCAACCAGAAGACGGAGCCGAUUUAUUUCGCUUUAAGCUCAAAACCAAGUGCGCUGAGCCCUGAGCUGGAUGCGCUUUUCGGGAGCGGAAAGCUGUUUUCAGUGUGCGCGCAGUGCGACGGCAGAGUGCAGAGCGCGCGCUCUCACGCGCAUCUUAAACGCGCCCUGGCUGAAAAGCUGCCCCCCGGAUGUGACCUUUUGGAUGCGGCUUUCUUCCUCCCCGACGUUAAAAACUCGUUCGUGAGGGGCUUGUUCGUGCGCGAUAACUCCGCGCUGUACUCUGCGGAGCGGGUUGUGAAUCAACUCCGGCAGAACGGCUCGGUCGCGUCCGUGCUCGCGUACACGCGCGGGAACAGCGGCGAUUGCGCGUGCUCGAUUGUGAGCGACGAGCCUGCGGAGCGCAAACGGCGCUAUUACGUAACACCUGUUCCCGUGCCACUGCGUCAUCCCGCAACACUCAACAUUAUAAACUCAGACGUGUUCUACCGACUGGAAGACGCUUGCAAAGUGCUUCAAGAGUGUAAUGAUGUCAUACCAGAAUCCAAGGCGGUGUUGGAGCUGGUGGAGGAGCAAAAAUUGGAGUCAGUCAGCAAUCAUGCUAAAAGGUUUCCAGUUAUUGUGAUAGAAGGACUGGAUGCUACAGGCAAAACUACUCUGACCUGUAGCCUGCAGAAGGCCUUGGGUGCAGUUCUGCUCAAAUCCCCUCCUCAGUGCCUAGGCGACUUCAGACAACGCUUUGAUGCAGAGCCACCACUCAUUCGCAGGGCAUUCUAUGCCCUUGGGAACUACAUCACUGCAGCACAGAUAGCCAGAGAGUCAGCGCACGCUCCUGUGAUUACAGACAGGUAUUGGCAUAGCACUGCAGCAUAUGCAAUAGCCACUGCAGUGAGUGGGCGAGAGGAGAACCUCCCAGCUGUUGGCUCAGAGAUCUAUGAGUGGCCGUCUGACCUGCUGAGACCCAGCUUGGUCCUGCUGCUCAGCGUCAACCCCGAGGAGAGGCAGCGCAGGCUCGCAAACAGAGGCCUCGACAAGACCGAGGAGGAAAGCCAGCUGGAGAUCAAUCACCUGUUCCGUUGCAAAGUGGAAGAAGCCUACAAAAGAAUUCAGAACCCUGCCUGUAUCAUUGUGGAUGCCAGUCCCAGUCCAGACCAUGUGCUCCAAGAAGUGCUGUGUUUAAUUAAAAACAAAUGCAAUUUGUAAAACCCGGGCCACUACUAAUGUUCAUAGACGUUGCAAUACAUUUUAGCUCCACUAGAUGGUAGUAUAAUCAUAAUCUUUCCACUCCCACUGAAAAAGUCGCAAGUCCUAAACUGCAAUGGCGGCACUAGAGGUUAAUGGCUAAUGGCCAGCCGGCAUCAAAAUCCUGUAUCCUGACAUGUCACAACCUGUUCACGUCCCACAGAGUAACACUGAUGACACGAGAGAGAAAGUUAUUAUGAAUGCUGGGACGAGAUGUCAACUCCCAUAUACAGGGUUAUAGCCUUGCAUGUUCCAUACACUCUGUGUUAUGUUUCCCCCCCUCACACCGGAGCUAGGAAAGGCUCAGUGAAUUCAUCAAUCACUUCAAUUAGAUUUCUGCACAAGGGCCCAUUGUUGGUCAGCUCAGCAUUCACUCCUCCGAGAGUUCAGAGAGCACGCCACAUUAAGAGCUAUCAGGGCCUUGCGGGCCAGUAAAUUCCACCAGUUGUGGGUGUUUUGUUUCUGAGCAUUAAUAAAGAGCAAUCCUGUAGGAAAGUUAUUUUAUUUCCCCCUGCUGUUUAGUGUGGGACAUACUUUCCACUCAGCCUUUAAAAGCAAAAUGUGAUUUGGUGCUAGAUACAAUAUGUGCUUUCUAAAAAUGUGUUCAGAUCAAAUUAUAUAUUUCCUGGUUCGUUUACAAAUAUUGGAAGAUUCCUCACCAUGGAACUGAUGUACACAUCAUCAUUUAACGGUGCACACCACUAUUAUUAAAGCUCUUUAAGGCAAGAAGUAAAUAGUUUAACAUUGUCGGCUGACUAAACUAUUUGUCGGUAAUGCCAUUUAUAUUUUUCCCUGUUGUUCUUUAUUAUUUUAUUUACAAUGCAAUGCAGUUACAAUGUAAAAUAAUUACUGUGUAAUAAAAUUCAAUGAUUAAUUUAUGAAAGUGCAAUGUAAGCUUCAAACAUUUGAUUAUUGCUGUUAUUACCACAAUAAAGCUUUUA